AUGUCUAGCCAGCCCUUUUCCUUCCCUCCUCCGCCUCCACCUCCUCCCAAACGAACGGAGGCGACUUUUCAGCAGAAUCAAGCCUUUCAAAGCAGCCGAGGGUCUUUUAGAGGCGGCCACUCUUCCAGAGGAUAUACAAGAGGCGGACGUGGAGGGUAUGGCAGCAACCGUCCGGGACCAACUACAUCGUCUGCAGUAUACAAUCAGAAUCGGUCGCAGAAGCCCUUGAACAAUGGUCCACAAAGAGGAAGUUUUCUCAACGCCCCGCAGAAGCGCAAUCAUAGCGCCGCAUUUGCUCCGGCACAGCAACAUCGCCCACGUCCUACGGCUGCGCCCGCAGUGCCUAGCUUUAAUGCAUCGAUCGAACACCUGUUGACUCGCAGGCCAUCCAUUGACCAAACUAGCCAGAUACCACCCGAGCCCAAGAAGGUAGAACCCAGAAAACAAAAUGCCCUCGGAUUGACCCCGGCGAAAUUUGACCAAGACUCCGAUCCAGAAGACGACGAAGAUGAGGAACAGCGUCUGGCGCACACGGCGACGUUGGGCGCGGCUGGUUACAUAUUCGAAUACAGAGGGCAUCCUUUAGCUCUGCGGACUCGAGAAGAGAUAUUGGCUUGGAUUGGAGAAAGAAGACGGCGUUACCCGACACAAGCGCGGAUCGCGGCGGCGAAGAAGGAAGCCGAGGAGAAGAAACGAAAAUGGGAGGAGGAGCAGAAGGCGAAACGAGAGGCCAGAAAAGAGGUCCUGGCCAAAAGAGAACAGGAAAGAGCCGAAAGACUCAAGGCCAUUGGGAAGGUGAAACAGCCACGCGAACAGGACCAAAGCGUUCAGGCUGGUGAGGAAUCCGCAAAUCCAAAUGCCGCCGCUCGAGCGAAAUUGAAGGCCGAUAAACUUCGCAAGAGAGCUCUCAAAGCACAACAGGAGUUGGAGAAAGCGGAGGAAGCAUUGAGACUUGCAGAGAUGAAAGAAACCACAUCGCCAGACUCGAGCGCUGCCACGAUACCCAGUCGGCCACCUACCACAGAAGCAGGCGACGUCACGUCCAGUUCAGACCUCACAGACUCAGACGCCACCUCAUCCUCUGGCUCGUCUGCAAGUUCCGACUCUGACUCCGAUACCGACUCGGAUGCUAGCUCUGAUUUGGACUCGAUUCCAGAGGUUACAAGCACUAAAGAGGCCUCUCGUGCACAUGUCUCUCUCCCGUUACAACCACAGUCAAGACUACAUGCGCCCCAAGUAUGCAAGCAUUUCGCCAAGUACAAAACGUGCAAAUGGGGAUCAAGCUGCCGCUAUUCUCAUGAUAUAACUCGGAAGCAUGGAAGAAGCGACACGGGAGCUACCACAGGCCAGCGCAAACCUACAACAACCACGGGUACCGGCAAUAUAAGGAGGAAAGGAUUGUAUCAGGUCAUGGUGGAUAAGGAGCGAGAAGAGAGUAGGAAACGCCUGCUCAGUGCCAUCAUUGGCCUAGGAGAGAAGGGACUGCUUGAGAGUCCAGCACAGAAGGCAGAGGGCAUUGAAUAG
This is a messenger RNA of Fonsecaea nubica, 1524 nucleotides long. RefSeq lists its product as hypothetical. Gene Ontology annotation, molecular function: metal ion binding. The record is from RefSeq and is a predicted model, not a curated record. The coding region runs from base 1 to 1524 and encodes 507 amino acids. The transcript has a single exon. Lineage: Eukaryota; Fungi; Ascomycota; Eurotiomycetes; Chaetothyriales; Herpotrichiellaceae.